Gaeumannomyces tritici R3-111a-1 is the source of this 1135-nucleotide messenger RNA. RefSeq lists its product as hypothetical. Gene Ontology annotation, cellular component: Sec61 translocon complex. Gene Ontology annotation, biological process: intracellular protein transport. The record is from RefSeq and is a predicted model, not a curated record. The transcript is spliced from 4 exons. The coding region runs from base 261 to 602 and encodes 113 amino acids. Lineage: Eukaryota; Fungi; Ascomycota; Sordariomycetes; Magnaporthales; Magnaporthaceae.
GGCUCAAAGGCAGUGGGGCCCCUGGCGCAGGUGGCAGGAUACGUUGAAGGAAAAUCGUGGCCUCAAUUCAGCAGAAUUAAAGCGCCUGGGAUAUUUGGCAGGCCACCGCACGCGACAGAUACCCCUUGAGAUCGUCACCCCGUCUACGAAAACCGUCCCCCGCUGCCUCUUCAUUUUCUGUUCUCUGAAUUGAACAGCUUCGCCACUGCAUUGUCCUUCCUUUUUCGUGUUGUGAUAUCCUCCACAUCCUCUUCAUAAUAAUGUCGUCCCCCAGGUCCGAUUCCCCCGUCAACGCCCCCGCGGCGUCGUCGGGCGCGAGCACCGCCCGCCCUUCGUCUCCGACUCCGCCCGGCGGCGCCAGGACCGCCAUCCGGCGCAGGGCCGCGGCCGACCAGAAGGAGAAGAUCGCCAAUGCCAGGCCGAGUAGCACCCGCGCCGCCGGCGCCGGCGGCAGCACAAGCACCAUGCUGAGGCUGUACACUGACGAGUCGCCCGGCCUGAAGGUCGACCCCGUCGUUGUCCUGGUCCUGUCUCUUGUCUUCAUCUUCAGCGUGGUUGCGCUUCACAUCAUCGCCAAGAUCACUCGCAAAUUCUCGAGCUAAACAGCUGCAACCGACAUCACUACUGGAACGGGACGCGUCGAAGCGACCGGGACGGGCUGCCCGGUUGGUCUGGGUCGCGGAGGCCGAGGUGGCUGCGGAGGGAGGGAACGGACCGUGCUGCCUUCCCGCCGAGAAAUGGACGGGCGUGGAUCGUGCACCAAAGUCUGCCGCCCCAAGGGACCCUGCAAAUAUGGGAUGGCGUCAACGUCUGCUUGGUUGAGGGAAGAAGUGCUCCUCGAUGAUGUGCUCAGUCCUCUUGCUUUUUGGGUUUAUUCAUGUACAACAGCGCGUUUGUCUAGACAAAACAAAAAUGACGCCAAAAACGGGUUGUCGGCCAUGGCACGACUGUGAUUCGGUCGGGUGGGUGUCUUGUACAGUCUUGGUUGGAGCUGUGAGACGAUCCAGACAAAUGUCUGCAAUUAGCUUACUCUUAGUGUGACAGCCGUCUCCUAACUUCACAAGCUAAACGGGUUCCGGCGGCUACAACAAUCUAGAUCUAACGGAGCCGGGAUUCAGUUCCCCUUCUCAGCCGG